CCUCAACAAGGAGCAGUGUCACGAUGAUCAUGUUAUGGAUUAUAUUGCUUUUACUUCAUCAAGGAUAUACUCUAGUUCCAGUGAAAACUGUUCAGCUUGGUGAACCAGCGAACAUAACAUGUGCUUUGCCCAGUGGGGUCAGCAUUAAAGGAGUCCACUGGUACAAGCAGAGUGUCGGAGAUACUCUCAAAUUAAUAGUGUCACUGAUUAAAACUACAACACCUCAGUAUGGUCAAGAAAUAUUUAAAUCAAGAUUUCAAGCACAUUAUGAUAAGAAAUUUAGCAACCUGACCAUUUUGAAAGCAGUCCAAGACGAUGAGGGAAUCUAUCACUGUGGAAUCAUAGAGUGGAUUAAUCCUGAAUGGACUGGAACAUAUUUGUUAGUAAAAGGAAAUAAUCAGCCAGCAUCAAAUUAUACUGUUGUUCAGUGGUCAACAGUGUUAAAUCCACUGCGUUCAGGAAAUUCAAUGACUCUCCAGUGUUCAGUCUAUUCUGACUCUGACAAGAUGUGUCCCAGAGAUUAUAAUGUGUUCUGGUUCAGAGCUGGAUCAGAUCAAUUACACCCAAGCAUCAUCUACACUGAUGGAAACAGUGAAAGUGAGAUAAUAUCAGACUCACAGGAGAGGUGUCUUUAUCGCUUCUCUAAGAAUGUCAGCUCAUCUGAUGCUGGGACUUACUACUGUGCUGUGGCCACAUGUGGGGAGAUAUUAUUUGGAAAUGGAACUAAACUGGACAUUGAAGAGCAAAAAUCAGGUUCUGAACUUACUGUGCUGGUUAUGGCAAUAAUCUUCUUGGUUAUUUCUGUGACUCUCAUUAUUGUUUGUUGUCGAACUCCAAGAGGAAUAUGUGAACAAUGCAAAGAUGCAGUUGCUUUGCAAACAAAUCUGACAGCAAAAGGAGAUCAGGAAAUUCUGCAGACAGAUGACGACUCAUUGGUUUAUUCUGUAGCAAUUUUCUCUUGUGGAAAAAUUAGAUACAGGAACAAAGACUAGAUACAGGACUACAGAACCUGCAGAAGAUGAGAAAUGAUUUGAAGGCUCUUGAGCCGGAUUGAUAUCUAGACACAUAUAACUCUUGCCUUUUUAAAUUAGAUUAGAAAUGUACUUGUUCUUCUAGCUAACCUAAUUUUAACCUAAUUUCUCCAUGUUUUAUUGUUUUAUUUUAUGUUGUUUUCUAUCUUUUCUCUUCUCUUCUUUUGACAUGUUUCUAGAUAUUCUUGUAUCUGGAUUCAUUUCUCCAUGUCCCACAUCAGUUUGAAAAUGUCAUUGUAAUGUAUAAAAAGAAAAAGAUGGAAACAGUGGAUGUAUUACUUCCUUCUUAGUAGACAGAAAGAAAAUAGUGUACUUCAAUACAAUUAUAUUACAUGAAAUGAAAACAUCUAUUUUAUACAAUUUCUUUAAGUAUUGAGCGUGCCUAUGUUUUUAAUAUGUUUUUGCAUUUUUUUAAAUUUGUGUUCAUUUCAUUCAAUUAUGACCUUCAUGUUUUGAAAAUAUCUCAGUCAGUAUAUGUUGAUUUGAA
Molecule: messenger RNA, 1518 nt
Organism: Oreochromis aureus
Lineage: Eukaryota; Metazoa; Chordata; Actinopteri; Cichliformes; Cichlidae
Exons: 6
Coding region: 24-992 (322 amino acids)
Biological process (GO): response to bacterium
Source: RefSeq, a predicted model, not a curated record